CACUUCAGUGAUGAUUUCCUUUGCCGCUAGUAGCAUAGCAGCUACCGCGAGUUGUAAAAGUGACAACGUUUUAAUUGGGCCGACAAUUUAAUUGGGCCUGUAAAUGAGGCCCACGAAAAAACAUUCAAAACGAUACUAAAGUAAAGACGCGCUGAACUAUGUUAAGGAACAACCUCAGAGCGAGCGAGAAUUGUCACUGUGCCGAGAAAGCCAUGCCACCGCACGAUCUCCGCCGUCCGUUUAAACGACCGGUUAUCUCCGAUCAAGAGAGGCGCAGGGAACAAUCUCUGCUCCGGCAGGCACAGAAUCGGCGCGACGCUCAGCACCACGCUCGCUUCUUGGCCUCCACCGCAUUCUCUCUCCCAUCCCAAACGCCCGAUUUCCCUAUCCCCGAACCCGAACCCGAACCCGAGGAGAACCCGGAGCCUUCGCAUAGGGACCUCGACGUCCUUGAGGCCUCGAAACUGAAAGGCGCAGAAGCUCGCAAAUGGUUCGCCAAACAGCUCAUGCUCCCUGAAUGGAUGAUCGAUAUCCCCGACAGGCUCACACAUGACUGGUUUGUGUUUGCAAGGCCUUCUGGGAAACGGUGUUUUGUCGUUUCUUGUAACGGAACAACGAUAAGUCGUUUAAGGAACGGGUCGAUACUGCAUCGUUUUCCUUCGGCGUUGCCUAACGGGGCAAGGAAGAAGGACGUCUCAUCCGGUUCUUCUCAGCUUUACUCUAUAUUGGAUUGCAUCUUUCACGAGGUGGAUCAAACUUACUACGUUAUUGACAUGGUUUGCUGGCGGGGUUACUCGCUCUACGAUUGCACCGCUGAGUUCAGGUUCUUUUGGUUGAAUUCCAAGCUUGCCGAGACCGGUGCUUGUGACCCUCCCUCGUAUUAUCACAAGUAUAGGUUCAGUUUGGUUCCGGUGUACGGUUGUGACCGGAGCGGUCUCCAUGCUGCUUAUACGGCACCAGUGCCUUAUGUCAAGGACGGUCUUCUCUUUUAUAGCAAGCAUGCACACUACCAGACAGGAAUUACGCCGCUAGCAUUAGUUUGGAAGGAUGAGAACUGUAGUCAAUAUGUUAUGGACACGGAUAGCAAAGGACAGGUUCCAAACCAACAGCAGGUGGUUUUGGAGCUUCAAGAAGAUGGAAAACUGACUACCUCUGAUGAUCCCCCUGUGGUAUUUGGCUGUUUAGAUGGAAGCUUUACCCAACAGUCAGGGUUAGAGCCUGGAUGUCUUCUACGUUUUGCAAUUGGAGAGGGAGGAUUGGUUUUGGUGGACGGCAAGCUUGAGAGAGCUAAUCUCAAUUAUCUUGGCAAGGUCAAUCGAGCUCGUGCCUCUGCUGAUAGUUUCUCUAAGGUUAUGUUCCAAUAUAGUGUUCGACACUCUCCCCUCAGAAUUGAUGAUCUGUUGGGAUCUGUCAGUUCACCAGAUGAUCAAGAAAGCAAAUCUUGUGAUAUUGAGAUGGAUGGUUGAUAGGGAAUGCACUAUGGAUUGCAAAUGUCAGCCUUUUAUCCCCCAGUGCAAUGUUAAAAGUUUUCACCUUAAUUUUUGGUUCACUAUGAUGCUUAUUUCUGUGAAGGCUUCCAUAAUUUAUAUUGACGAUUCACAAAAUUGCUAGCUACCUCACGUGCUGAGACAAUGAGUUGUGAAUUGUAAUAGUAGUCAUACCCAAGUUGCGAUUUGCAAACCAAAUUGUAUGUUUAUUUGAUUCUGACAGCUGAUAUUGAUAUGUUGUAUUUGUUUGAGUUAUGUAGUUACGGUGUAGCAUAUGAAUUGUACAGUAUAUUAUAAAU
Messenger RNA from Gastrolobium bilobum, 1786 nucleotides. RefSeq lists its product as uncharacterized. NCBI's taxonomy places the organism in Eukaryota, Viridiplantae, Streptophyta, Magnoliopsida, Fabales, Fabaceae. The record is from RefSeq and is a predicted model, not a curated record. Gene Ontology annotation, biological process: snRNA import into nucleus. Gene Ontology annotation, cellular component: nucleus; cytoplasm. The transcript is spliced from 7 exons. Bases 159 to 1466 code for a protein of 435 amino acids.